Messenger RNA from Magnolia sinica, 4412 nucleotides. Its product is annotated as phosphatidylinositol 4-kinase beta 1-like. The record is from RefSeq and is a predicted model, not a curated record. Lineage: Eukaryota; Viridiplantae; Streptophyta; Magnoliopsida; Magnoliales; Magnoliaceae. Gene Ontology annotation, molecular function: 1-phosphatidylinositol 4-kinase activity. Bases 507 to 3629 code for a protein of 1040 amino acids. Gene Ontology annotation, biological process: phosphatidylinositol-mediated signaling; phosphatidylinositol phosphate biosynthetic process. Gene Ontology annotation, cellular component: cytoplasm; membrane. The transcript is spliced from 16 exons.
UCCGUUUACCCAACUCUCAAACCUGGCUGGAGGCAAACCAAGUACCAAACCCCUCACCAUCUCUUGCGCGCAUGACGCACCCCGGCGUAAAUUAACAUAAUACCCUUCUGAUUUAUUUAUGUCUGAUGAUGGUACCUCGUCCUUCAUCCCAUCUUUCUCCGAACGACGUCGCCGACGGAGAAGAAGAAGAAUAAAAACCCAAAAACCAGUUUCUCGGAAAGCAAGUUUCCAAACGCGUAAGUAAGAUUUCACUCUCGGAUUCUUAUUUCCCACCCCCUCUAAUCCGUCUUCAUUUCAUUUGAAUUUCAAUCACAUCUCCUUCUUUCUCCUGCCAAAAUCGUUUUCUUGUUUUUCUCGGAACACAUUAAAUUAGGGUUUCUAGGGUUUCAAUUCCUUUGGAAAGAAAUAGGGUUUCUUUCCUUCCCAAUAGAUUGAAUUCUGCCUAGAGCUAGGGUUUCCACAUCUUCCAGCGCUUUCUGAUGAUGGUCGAUUGAUUGACGACCACGAUGGUGCGGCUUUUGGGACUCAACCGCACGUCCGAGCCGGACGAGUCGCCCCGUGAGAUCACCACCCGGACGAUCUCAACGAUUGGCGGAGAUGGCGGCGGCGGCAGUGGCGAGAGCGGUUGGCUCAUCCGAUUCUUUGACUCCGACUUCUUUUGUGAGUGGAUUGCUGUCAGCUACCUCUACAAGCACGACCACCCGGGUGUUCGUGAUUACCUCUGCAAUCGCAUGUACACGCUCCCUCUCUCCGGCAUCGAAUCUUACCUUCUUCAGAUCUGCUACAUGCUCCUCCACAAGCCCAGUCCCUCCCUCGACAAGUUCGUCAUUGAUAUAUGCUCCAAAUCCCUGCAAAUUGCCUUAAAGGUUCAUUGGUUCCUUAUGGCUGAGCUCGAAGACUCGGAUGAGGAUAAUGAGGGCAUCAGCCGGAUCCAAGAGAAAUGCCAGAUUGCUGCCACGUUGAUGGGCGACUGGCCCCCGCUCGUCCGCCCGCCAACCAGGAACCAACCCAUGAUCAACCGGAUACUCUCCUCGAAGCCAAAAUUCCUGUCACUGACCUCGUCCCCACCAGCCGCCAGUCCUACCCAACAGCGGUCGAUGUCCUUCACAUCCCCCUCGUCAGCUACCAACUUGUUCCAGGAUGAGGGGAGCGACAAGAAGGUCUCAUCAGACGAGAAUAAGCUGUUUAAGAAGUUCAUGCCUGGCACAAAAGUCCGCGAUGCUCUUUUCUUCCGGAAGUCGGUGGACAAGGAGGAGGUAGAAUCAGAUAAGGACGGGUUCUUCCGAAGGCUUCUUAGGGAUAGUAAGGAUGCAGAAGAAGAGCUUUCAUCGAGCACGGAUGGGUUUUUCAAGCGGCUGUUUCGUGAUAGCAAGAAUGAUUCGGAGGAUAAGGCUGGUGGUGGUUCGAAGUCAGGGGAAGAGGAUGAGAAGGAUGAAGAGCUUACGUCGAGCACAGAUGGGUUUUUCAAGCGGCUGUUUCGUGAUAACAAGACUGAUUCGGAUGAGAAGGCUGGUGGUGGGUCGAAGUUGGGGGAAGAGGAUGAGAGAGAGGGGUUCUUCCGAAGGCUUUUUAAGGAGAAACACGAGGAGAAGAAAGAUGCGAAUGAGAGGACAGAGGAUGAAGAGAGGGGGAACGGGAGUAUCGAGGAAGAGGAGCCCUCGGAUUUUUUGUCUUUCAGGAGGUUGUUUAGGGUGCAUCCAGAAGAUGUAAAAAGUCCAUCAGCGAAUGAAAAUGGCAGUGCUGGUGGUCCGUUUGAGAGCAGUCCGGGGACUGAGAAUUUUUUCCGGAGGCUGUUCCGAGACCGAGACCGAUCAGUGGAAGAUUCAGAGCUCUUUGGUUUGAAGAAGCACAAAGAGAAGCGACCUGGAUCACCAAAGCAAAGGAAUGAAAAAUCAUACUCAAAGCCACCAUUGCCCAAUAAUAUCACUUCUCAGAUUCGGAAGGGGACUUAUCACGUCUCGUUGGAGUUUGUUCAAUCAUUAUGUGAAACAUCGUAUAAUUUGGUGGAUGUUUUUCCAAUUGAAGAUCGCAGAAGUGCCCUUCGGGAGUCUCUUGCGGAGAUCAAUUCCCUUAUUUCUGCCGCUCAGAAUAGUGGAGGAGUGUGCUUUCCAAUGGGCAAGGGAAUGUAUCGAGUGGUUCAUAUACCUGAAGAUGAGGCUGUUCUUUUGAAUUCCAGGGAGAAGGCACCUUACCUGAUAUGUGUCGAGGUUUUGAAAGGUGAAAUUCCAAGCCAUACAAAAGAGACAUCUGAUGCUCAUAAACUUUCAAGAGGAGGGAUUCCUUUAGCAAAUGGAGAUGCACAAUUGCCGAAACCUCCUCCAUGGGCAUAUCCUUUGUGGAGUCCACAGGAUGUACAUCAUAAUGCUACUGAUAGGUUGUCAAGGUCUACUUCUCAGGCUAUUGACCAGGCAAUGGCUCAUUUAUGGGAGGCCAAAGUGAAAUUUGUUCACGUGGAUCUCUCCAUUGAGAAGCAAGUAAUUGACUCCCCAAGGAGUAGUGAAGAUAAUGAUCUAGAAUGGGUGCGAGUCAUGUUGAAAGCAGAUCCUGGGGUCAACAUGGAAGACAUAGAGGAUCAAGAGCCACCACGUCGGAAGGAUCAUCGACGUGUUCCUAGCACAAUUGCCAUAGAGGAAGUAAAGGCUGCUGCAGCGAAAGGAGAGGCACCUCCUGGACUUCCUUUAAAAGGAGCAGGUCAGGAUUCAUCAGAUGCACAACCAAAGGUUGCAAAUGGUGGUCUUCCCAAGGCUAGUGAUGCCUUGUCUGGUGAACUUUGGGAGGUAAAGAAAGAGAGGAUACGAAAAGCUUCAAUCCAUGGCAAAACACCUGAUUGGGACAUGCGUUCUAUUAUUGUGAAGAGUGGUGAUGAUUGCAGGCAGGAGCAUCUUGCUGUCCAACUGGUUUCCCAUUUCUAUGAUAUAUUUCAAGAAGCUGGUCUCCCACUCUGGUUACGCCCAUAUGAAGUCCUAGUCACUUCCUCCUACACAGCAUUGAUCGAAACGAUUCCAGAUACGGCAUCACUUCAUGCGAUCAAGAGUCGGUUUCCUAACAUCACAAGCCUGCGGGACUUUUUUAUAGCAAAGUAUGAGGAGAAUUCUCCAAGUUUUAAGCUUGCCCAGAGGAAUUUUGUUGAGAGUAUGGCUGGAUAUUCCAUAUUAUGCUACCUCCUACAGGUAAAGGAUAGGCACAAUGGGAAUCUCUUGAUGGAUGAAGAAGGUCACAUUAUUCACAUAGAUUUUGGCUUUAUGCUUUCUAAUUCACCUGGUGGUGUAAAUUUUGAAAGUGCGCCAUUUAAGUUAACUCGUGAACUUCUUGAGGUGAUGGAUUCUGAUGCAGAGGGAAUUCCUAGCGAAUUUUUUGACUAUUUCAAAGUGUUAUGUAUUCAAGGUUUCCUGACCUGUCGCAAGCAUGCAGAGCGCAUCAUACUUCUUGUCGAAAUGCUGCAUGACUCCGGUUUCCCAUGCUUUAAAGGCGGUCCACGGACAAUAGAGAACUUGAGGAAACGAUUCCAUCUAAGCCUAACGGAAGAGCAAUGUGUAUCCUUGGUCCUCUCCUUGAUAAGCAGUAGCUUGGAUGCAUGGCGGACGCGGCAGUAUGACUACUACCAACGCGUUCUAAAUGGGAUCUUGUGAGUUAUCACAUAUUAGAGUUUGGACUUCCCAGAUCGCCUUUUGCCUGGUCUUCUUUUGAAAAGACUGUCCAGCCAAACUUCCAUUCCUGUAUCGUGGCUGGUGGUGUUGAACCGGAAUGAUCAAUUUGUUGUUAGCUGACCAGCUUGGAAGUGGUGGCCAUAGUUUGCAAAACAAGGACCGAAACUGCCAACUCAUUGCAAUAUGGUUUUUGCGGGAAGCGAAAGAAGAAGAGAGUCCUUGUAUUUGAGCCAAGCAUGACUAUUAACGGGCUUGUUUUUCGUGAUCUAGAGUUAAAGAGUGGCUGUGCUUGCCUAUUGUUGAUAUUAACGUUUGGUGUCGAAAACUUGCAAGAGAGAGAAGGCUACUACCACCUGCAUCUGAAAUGCAUACUGUACAGAUUGGUAUUCAAUGGAGACAUCGACUGUAAAAUCAUUUGCCACUCGGCCGAUAAAACUCAUACAGCGACGGGCUUCCCAGGCAGCUAAAUUUUUGUUGUUCAUAACAUUGCAAUGGAGAUGAGCCGCAAAUUGAAAUUCAUGAGUUAAAAACCUUUGGGGCAUUUGUACAUCUUUCCCUGAAAGUUGCCUGAGUAAUCAGCAAUUUGGAAGUGGUCUGCUGUUUCUUUGGUCUUUCCCUGUUGUGAUGGCAAUCGCAGGGAUGAUUUCUUAAAUCUUUUGUUUGGAAAUCUUGCCACUAGAGGGAUCUCCAUUUAGUGUGUAUCAUAUUUUGUUGAUCAUGUUAUUUUGUAUAAGGUGAUUUGUUAUUCAUUUGGUUCUUCUAUGA